GUGUUGUGACAGCCAGUAACAGACUGUGAGAAUGUGUGUGUCAAUAAGAGGCAGAGAGUGAGAGGAGCUAGCGGAGAGCGGUGAAGCUUCCUCUUUGGGAUCUUUGUCAGAGUUGUUGAAUUUUGGGACAGCAGCAGCAGCAGCAGCAGCAGCACUCCAUCUCCAUGAGCUGCAGCGGACAGGUCGUUUAAUUGUGCGGUUGGAGCAGACAGCCUGCAGCGGCUCAUCACCAGCAGCUCCAUCAGGAUCUUCAUGUGACGCAGGGAGCCGUGGACAACUCAGCGGACAUGGAUCGCCUGAACAGGAACGUACCUGAGCUCGGGCGGCAAACUCACCAGGUGUUACAGAGUACCCCGCUGGAUUUAAUCGAGACUGGAAAGGGCCUGAAGUUUCAAGCGGAGCGCCCCCACCUGGUCAGCCUGGGCAGCGGACGACUGAGUACCGCCAUCACCUUGCUGCCCCUGCCUGAGGGCCGCACCUCUCUGGGCUAUGGUGCAGUGGACAUCAACAUCCAGGGCCCUGGGGUGGCCGCCCAGCACUGUUACAUCGAGAACAAGUCGGGGGUCAUCACGUUGCAUCCCUCUGGGAACCUCUGUGCUGUUGACGGACUCCAGGUCCAACAGCCCACUCGUCUGUCACAAGGCUGUAUGCUGUGUUUUGGACAGUCGGCCUUCUUCCGCUUCAACCACCCUGAGGAGGCCUUCAGGAUGAAGAGCAUGAUGCCUCAUGGAGGAGGUGUUCGCACUGGGAGCUACACUCUGUGUCCGGACACUGAGAGUUUGGUCAAUGGGAAUCACCAGGCCAAUUCAUCCCAGUCUCCCGCAGCUCAUGGAGACAGAGUCCAGUCUGAGCACAGUGCGAUUGUCAGCUCCAUUGAGAAGGACCUCCAGGAGAUUAUGGAUUCCUUAGUCAUGGAUGACCCCGAGCCCUCCUCCUCUGAGGCUAAAAAGCCCCCUGGAGGGCAGUCCAUGCACCACUCCCCCUUGUCCCCUAUGGUCAAUGGAGGGGGGAGGUAUUUACUAUCCCCUCCCACCAGUCCAGGGGCCAUGUCAGUGGGGUCCAGCUAUGAAAAUACCUCUCCUCCUUUCUCCCCCCUUUCCUCCCCCUCAGCUGCCAGCAGCGGGAGCUUUACCAGCCCAUCACCUGGUGGAGGACUCCAGGACCAGAGUUCUUCUCUGCCACCUGUGCCUAUACGCUCUUCUAGCUACAACUUCAGCUCCCAGCCCCCACCUGUACCCCUGCCAAGGACCAUACUGCCUAAUUUCAGCAGCACUGGGGUGGGCCAGAAGAUUCAGGAAAGCCCCAGGCUGCCGAGGAACGUCUUAACCGAGACCCCUCCAAGCCCCAAGCCAAGCCGGAGGGGAAUGAGUCAAGGUGGCUCUGAGAGCCCUCGACAGACACCUCUUGUUUCUUCUAGUGAAUCUCUCAGCAGUAAAAACAUUGUGCCAACCAGCCCCAGAGUCACCCCCAAAUUCCCGACCUGUCCAUCACCAUCGCCCUCUAGUCCCAGGACCAAGACCGCCACGGUGCUCCAGGAAAGGCCUGCCAGUCCCUUCAAAGAGCAAACCAUCUUAGCCGAUCACUCCCUGAAUUCCAGCCCCUCCUGGCAGCUUUCACAGUCUAGUAAGGCUUUCCAGCCUCCCCUCGAUCCCAUUGUUCACGUUAUCCAAGGAUCUCCUCUCCAGCAGCAUCCACGGUCACUCCAGCCCCCUGAAAGCCCCCGGUUGGCACGGAGGAACUUGGAAUUGAACGGGGGAAGUGCAGGGGGCAGCAGUAUGAGAGAGCUGCCACCACUGAGUCCUUCAUUAGCUCGGAGAGGGGUCCCAGUCCUUCCAGGGGCCCUCCCAGGAACAAUUUCCACACUGAGGACUCCAGACAGCCCCUCGUGUCUCGGCAGGAUGGUACCAGAGAGUCCGAGGCUGCGGCGCAAAACCGGAUCUGCGUCAGAGGAACCGUCUUGUAGCAGAGGGAUGCGAGUUCGCAGUCCGUCCCCGACGUUCAUGAUGAUGGAGGGCAGCAGUGGUGCAGGGAUACGCAAGACUAGCUUUGGGAAUUCCUUAUCACCUGCGUUCAGUCUGGGCUCCCUGCCUGGCUCAUCGCCAGUAGCCAGCCCCAGGACCCAGAGGAAAAUGUCCUUAGGGAGGCCCCACCCAGGAAUGCGAGAGAGGAAGAACAGCAUCACAGAGAUCAGCGACAACGAAGAUGAACUGCUGGAGUACCACCGGCGACAGAGAGAGGAGCGGCUCAGGGAGCAGGAGAUGGAGAGGCUGGAGAGGCAGCGUCUGGAGACCAUCCUGACCCUCUGCGCCGAGUACAACAAAGGUGAGAGCGCAGGGCUGGACCCCCUGGGCUCGGGAAGGAUGGGUUUCCCCGGGAGUCUGAGCGAGUGCUCGGGGCGGCGGCCGUCCGUGGAGAACAUCCUCGGGGGAACGCCAACGUCGGCGGCCGCUCUCCGGCUGGCGCAGAGACAGCGGGAGAGCGACGAGGAGAACCUGAAAGAGGAGUGCAGCAGCACGGAGAGCACCCAUCAGGAGGUGAGGACGUCUCCUGCUCCCAGCACAGCGGCAGCAGCGCUGCACAAUGGAGAGCGACAGCACGAGGACUCCUCCAGCUCAGGCAGCGCAGGUCGUUCAGAGCUGACUUAUCUGGAAGAUGAGAGGGUCCGCGUUCUGGCUCGGGUCGACGAGCUCAAAACCCGGCUCACCGAGCUGGAACAGCAACUCCAGGAAUCCGAACAAGAGGCGGAGAUGGAGCGGGCCCUGCUGCAGGGCGAGACGCAGGCCGAGCUGGAGCACAUGGAGGCCGAGACGGACGUGGUCAGUCAGCUGCAGCACAAGCUGGAGGAGAUGGAGAGCGCCAUCCAGAGGGAGAAGGACAAGGAGAGGGCUAAUGUUGAGGCCGAGCGCCGGGCCUUGCAGAGACUCCAGGAGGGCUAUGCUGAGCUGAAGAACCAGCUUCAUAACUGUCCCGAGUCGCUGCGGGAACAGUUGCAGGACCAGCUCAAACGGGACGGAGAGGCACUGGAGGCAGGGACCAAAAAGUUUGAGGAUCUGGAGUUUCAGCAGCUGGAGAGGGAGAGCAGCCUGGAGGAGGAGAGGGAGACCAUCAGCCAGCAGCUUCUUCAGGAGAAGGCCGAGUACCACCGCAGCGUGGCCAAGAGGAAGGAGAAGGUUUCUGCUCUGGAGAAGCAGGCCAACCAGCUCGGCCAGCAGGCUUCCCAGGAGUGCGAGCGGCUCGCCAAAGAUCGGACGCUCACGCUGCAAAUGCUCCAAAAGGAGAAGGAGCGGCUGACGGCUCUAGAGAAGAGAUACCACGCCCUGACAGGAGGAAGGAGCUUCCCCAAGUCUUCCUCCACCAUGAGAGAGGAGGCGCUCCUUAUGAGUGGGGCCGAGCUGUUGCUGGGGGACGCCCGCUCCUCCCAGACCUCCCUGUGUGGAGCCUCUCCUUCCUUCCUACAGCCCUCCCCCCUCUGUCAGCUGUUCCCCAGCAGCCCCACAGAGGAGUAUGUGACAGUGGGCCAGUUAAGUCAGAUCUAUGGGAUGCCCAAGGUGGAGUCUUCCCCUACCUCCCCGCUCCGCCAGCCCCUGCACCCCGGAGCAGUAGGCCCCGCCUUCUCCUGCCCCCCCACCCGGCAUGGCUCCUCCCUGUCGCUGUCUGUAGAGCUCCAGUCUGAGGCCAGCAGGUCUCAACUGCCCAAGCUAGAUUUAGAGCAGUGGUACCAGGAGCUGAUGGCCGGCUCCACGCAGCUCGGUGCACCCGCUCUGCCGGCCAAGUCGCCGUCAGGCCGCAGAGCUGUGCUGCAGGUUUUUCGCUCUAAGCUGGACAGCGAUCCUGGCCUUCCUCUCCACCAGUCAAAGUCAGGCUCCUCGUCCCCUCUGCAGCAUGGAGCAGCGACGCUGGGGCGCAACUCGAGCUCCAAGAGCCCCCUGCUGGCAGCCGGCAGCACCGGAAGCCUGCCGAGGAACCUGGCCGCGACUCUCCAGGACAUCGAGACCAAGAGACAGAUCGCUCUGCAGCAGAAAGGUCAGCAGGUGAUCGAGGAGCAGCGCCGUCGUCUGGCCGAGCUCAAACAGAGAGCUGCGGCCGAGGCUCAGUGCCAGUGGGAGGCGCUGCAUGGCUCCCAGCCUCACCUCGGAAGCUCCUCGUCCUCCUCUUACUCCCCCAUCAUGGCCAACAGUCCCACCCUGAGCCACAACUCCUCCGGCCCCCCUCCAAUGGUGCACCACUCCAUCCUGCACCACCACCCGCCGUCAGCCGGAGAGCAGCCCUACGACACCCUGAGCCUGGAGAGCUCCGACAGCAUGGACACCAGCGUGUCCACGGGGAACAACUCGGCCUGCUCGCCUGACAACAUGUCCGGCGUCGGAGCCGGGGACGUGCUGAAGAUCGAGGAGAUGGAGAAAAUGCUGAAGGAGGCGCAGCUGGAGAAAGCCAGACUUAUUGAGUCGCGGGAGCGAGAGAGCCUGGCUCGCCGUCAGAUGCUGGAGGAGGAGAGGAGGAGGAGGGAGGAGGCCGAGAAGAGACUACAGGAUGAAACUUUCCACAGGCAGCAGCUUGUGGAGAAGGAGGUCAAGAUGAGGUCCAAGAACUUUUCUCAGGCCCGGCCCAUGACCCGCUACCUGCCCAUCAGGAGGGAGGAGUUUGACCUGCGCUCGCACGUUGAGUCCUCGGGCCACAGCGUAGAGACGUGCUACCACGUCAUCCUCACAGAGAAGAUGUGCAAGGGCUACCUGGUGAAGAUGGGAGGCAAGAUCAAGUCCUGGAAGAAGCGUUGGUUUGUGUUCGACCGCCUCAAGAGGACCUUCUCCUACUACGUUGACAAACACGAGACCAAGCUGAAGGGCGUGAUCUACUUCCAGGCUAUAGAAGAGGUCUAUUAUGAUCACCUCCGUAGUGCCACGAAGAGCCCCAACCCAGCCUUGACCUUCUGCGUGAAGACCCACGACCGCCUCUACUACAUGGUGGCGCCCUCGGCGGAGGCCAUGAGGAUCUGGAUGGACGUGAUCGUCACAGGAGCGGAGGGCUACACACAGUUCAUGAACUGAGAGCGCAGAGUAGGAGCGAGAAGCUUCGGCAGGGACUCUCAUCACCCAAUCCACGGGAUCCGUUCUCGCGACGCCCGUUUGUUACCUUUUUUUUUUUUUUUUUUAAAUCUCGCCAUCCUUUUUUCAUGCAGGUGUUUCCAUCAUCAUGUUUCCAACGUGAUUCUGUUCGGAUUGAAAAAGGGAGCCGCUGACAGACAUCUACACACACACCUAAACACAUCUCUGUAUAUAAACCAAAAUGUCCGCCUGUCCAGGACUAUACAAAGCCUUUCUAUAUUGCCAAAACGAGAUCUUGUAGUUACUGUUGAAUAUUUUCUAUGAUUUGUUUUUCUUUUUUUACAUAGAAAAAAAAAAAAAAAAGCCAAAUGACACGUUGCCAAUGUUUUACAGUAUUCUAUCAUCACUUUUAAGUAUAGAGGCACGAUUUGAAGAAGUCGUUUCACUUCAUUCAGUUUCAGGUGAUGAAACAUUUUAUUAUAAAUGUUUUAGGAAAGGCAGAAAUCAGCCAGUCAGCAGCGACUGGAGAGGAUCUGCGAUCCCAGCAGGGAUGGUCCCCUCAUCUCCAUCCCAGUCAUACGUCAUCAGCCAGGCUUACCAAAGGAACUGAUUAUCUGUAGGUACAGUGCAACCCCUCUCAAAAGGCGGCUCAUUAUAACCGCUAUGUGCAGUAUUUAGUUUCUCCUGCACCGUCAAACACAUACAAGAGAAAACCUCAAUCAUUUCUUUGCUUCAAAGCUGUCAGAUGUGGUUGAGUUGAACUGAAAGCGCUAAAUCUCCUCGCAUGCAGGACAGCUAGCCCGAAGAUUGAGCAGAGAAAAGCUGCAAAAUAUUAAAGGAAUUAUUAAUGAGUAAUUUUGCCUGAAAUGCCGUCCCUGUCUGCUAGAUCUCCUGGGUCAGUCAGAGUCUUUGAAAGACAUUCGUGUUGAGCAGACAGCUUGUCUAAACAUUCUAUCAUUUAUUUAUUGGUUAUCCUUUAUCUGUGACUGGUUGAAAUUAAAGAAGUUCUUUUUUUGUCAGAAUUGCAGUCAAAAACGUAGUUAAAGCAGCUUUCACCAUCAAGCUCUCCACAAGACCUUUUGGCGUCGCCUCGCUUGCUUUAGAACACGGACUUCACAUGUUUUAACACUUUUUCCAUUCUAUGUUGAUUUAAGAAAAAGGGUGUCUAAAGUCUGGCCCCGGGGACCAUUUGUGGCCCCUGGACUGAUUCUUACAAUGGUAAAAGUCAGAACACUUCAAAAAGUUUUAGCCUUUUAAGUAACCACACAUUGUUCUUUUUAACACAACCACCAUAUAUCCAGUGAAUUUUACUUUAGGUCACUUUAGGCUUUGGUGCUGCCGAGUCUUUUUUUGUUUGUUAAUCUUUGCUAAAUGCAUAAAGAAUUUACAAAGAAAGUAGAAAAAGUCAACUCAGAAUAUUAGCUUGUUGGGGACUACUUUUCAAGGCCAAACAUGCAAAACCUUUUUAUGUUCUACAAUCAUCCCUCGACGUUUAAUUCUGUUGAAUGAUUAGUUCAUUUUUUUUUUUUUUUUUUUUUUUUUU
Messenger RNA from Fundulus heteroclitus (mummichog), 6585 nucleotides. RefSeq names its product pleckstrin homology-like domain, family B, member 1b (gene phldb1b). Gene Ontology annotation, biological process: regulation of microtubule cytoskeleton organization. The record is from RefSeq and is a predicted model, not a curated record. Gene Ontology annotation, cellular component: basal cortex. The transcript has 24 exons. Gene Ontology annotation, molecular function: protein binding. The coding region runs from base 288 to 5045 and encodes 1585 amino acids. NCBI's taxonomy places the organism in Eukaryota, Metazoa, Chordata, Actinopteri, Cyprinodontiformes, Fundulidae.